This is a messenger RNA of Cuscuta epithymum, 1284 nucleotides long. Lineage: Eukaryota; Viridiplantae; Streptophyta; Magnoliopsida; Solanales; Convolvulaceae. The record is from the annotation of a GenBank genome assembly.
UUUUAUUUGGAAGAGCGAAGGGGUGGGAUCGGCCUGUCCGAGGAGCAAGUUGCCGUUUUUGUGGACCUGGGCGCCUGUUUGUCAAGAAGAAGGGGAAAUCGGUGGUGCAGUGCACUCUGAGCAACAAGCAAUCACCAUCUCUUCGGUACCUGCAACUCCCAGGCCGUGCGGAGAGAUUAGGGCGGAGUUCUCAUGGAGACAACGCUGCUCUCCAAGCCUACGCUUUCCGCUUCGUUCAUUGGCCAGAAACUGUGGAAUAGAAGAAAUUCGAAGAGUUCUUCCGUGUAUCGAUGGAAUCUCUCCAAGAGGCCCCCUUUGCCGAGUGCAUUGAGCUUAAUGGUCCCGAGGUGUGCAAUGGAUACAGCGUUUGGGGGCAACACUUCGAAGUUUCCCCGGGUGAAUAUUUGGGAUCCAUAUAAGCGCCUUGGUAUAAGCCGUGAUGCUUCUGAGGAAGAAGUGUGGAGUUCUCGCAAUUUUUUGCUAGAUCAGUAUGCCGGCCAUGAGAGAAGUAUGGAAGCCAUAGAAGCUGCUUUUGAGAAAAUACUGAUGACAAGCUUCCAGAAUAGAAAGAAGACAAAGAUUAACUUGAAGACGAGGCUGAAAAAGCAAGUUGAAGAUUCUCCACCAUGGGUCAAGAAUCUGCUCACUUUUGUGGAAAUGCCGUCUGGUGAUAUUAUUUUAAGACGAUUAUUCUUGUUUGGGUUUAUGGCGGUGUGGAGUGUAAUGAACUCAGCCGAGGCUGGACCUGCCUUCCAGGUAGCACUAUCAUUGGGAGCUUGCAUAUACUUCCUCAAUGACAAGACAAAGAGCAUAGCUAGAGCUUCCAUCAUUGGAUUUGGGGCCCUUGUUUUUGGAUGGGUUUUUGGUUCUGUAUUGGUUCCUGCAAUUCCGUCAUUUCUGCUCAAACCAACUUGGACACUUGAACUCCUAACAUCUCUGGUAGCUUUUGUCUUCCUGUUUAUUGCUUGUACUUUCCUCAAGUAACAUGUAAAACCAUAAUUCCAGAAUUUGUUAGUUUGCCAUUUUAUUUAAAGUAGUUAUAGGCAAAAUUUUAUCGACCCAAAUUUAGUAUCACUACCUUCCUGGAUAUUGAAGAUCUCAUUUGUGUCCUUUAUGAGUUUAUAUGUGCUAUGUAUUAAAGUUUCCAUUAGGGGAAAUUCUACAUCGCACCCCUUUGGUAUUUUACAUACUAUCGCAUUCUAUUUGAUAAAGGGCACCCGAUGCACAUUUGCACAAUUGCACCCUGUGGUAGUGUGGUGCAUAUUCUACUUUGAAGACGUAAAA